Molecule: messenger RNA, 4378 nt
Organism: Colletotrichum scovillei
Lineage: Eukaryota; Fungi; Ascomycota; Sordariomycetes; Glomerellales; Glomerellaceae
Product: SPX domain-containing protein
Exons: 9
Coding region: 188-4378 (1396 amino acids)
Biological process (GO): monoatomic anion transmembrane transport; polyphosphate metabolic process; phosphate ion transport
Cellular component (GO): membrane
Molecular function (GO): phosphate transmembrane transporter activity
Source: RefSeq, a predicted model, not a curated record
CGGUGACAACGUAUCGUGUUUCUCCUGCCUGAGUCUGCCGUAUACAAGAUUCUGGCCGAACCCAGUUUGCAUACUUUCCCGGCCAAACCAUCGCCGAUUGUCAAAAGGCAAAGAUCAGCAAACUCUUGCGACAUUGACGGGGCUCUACGUCACGUCCGAACGGCCUGCCCAACAACGCGAAGAAAGUAUGUCGUCAAACCAGCUCGGCGCCGUGCAAGGCUCGCAACCUGCCGAAAAACAAGCCGUCGAGAGUUCAGAAUGGCGGUCUUCGGACGACAAAACCCCAGAGGAAGUCACCUGCUUCCUAACGGAAGAGCAUGAGGAUGUGGAUUUGGAUUUGGAUGCGGAAGCAACUGCCGAUCAACGCCUCGCGCCAAAGACGUCCCAACUAGAAAAGCGUGAACCCUUCGACCCGGUCUUGUGGUCGUCUAAGAAGAAGUGGACGCACGUCUUGGUGGUAGCGUUCAUCACCUGCGUCACACCCUUGGCUUCUGCAGUCUAUACCCCCGCGUUGGACCAGGUGAUUGGCGACUUCAAUAUCGAGGACAACCCCACGCUAGCGGACCUGACGGUCUCGGCCUACGUCCUCGGCUUCUCCGCCGGACCGCUGCUCCUCGCGCCGCUGAGCGAGACGUUUGGCAAGAAGCCCGUCUAUCAGGUCUGCAAUGUGGUCCUGCUCGCGUGCAACUUGGCCUGCAUGGUCGCGCCGUCGGCCGAGUGGCUCAUUGUCUUCCGGUUUCUGGCGGGAUGUGCCGGCGCGAGCCCGAUUACCCAGGGCACCGGGACGGCGACGGACGUCAUGACCAAGGAAAAGCGUGCGCGCGCCAUGUCGGUUAUGGCGUUUGGGAGUGUUUGCAGUCCUGCGGUUGGGUCGGCCCUCGGGGGCGCGAUUGCCCAGGCUUGGGGAUGGAGAGGUUGCUUUGGGUUUCUUGCUGUGAUGGGCUUGAUCAGCACUCUUCUGACUUAUCAGUUCAUGUGCGAGACAUAUCUCCCGGUCUUGCGGCGAAAGUACGCCGUGUUAGCCAGUCCCGAUGACCUCGAGAUGGAAAUAAGCGAUGAGAAAGCCAUGGCUCCGAAGCAGUCUCUCAGAAAGCUGCUCUUCAAGGCCGCAAUCCGCCCAUUCUCUCUCAUUUUGGAGCCGAGCAUCCUGCCGGCUAUCCUGGUAACGUCGUUCUUCUACGGCCUCCAGGUGUGGUUGUACAUUGACGUUCCGAUGACAUACAAGGCAGUGUACUCCUUCAACACCGCAGAAGCAGGCCUAGCAUUCGCGGGCAUGGGGGUUGGCAUGUUCACCGGCCUUCUCAUCUUUGGGUUCCUCACCGACGUCGUCGUGAAGAGGUUAGCACGCGACGGUGAAAGGCUGCCCGAGCACCGGCUCCCACUUCUCAACCUGGCAGCCAUUCUUGUCGUGGUCGGUCUGAUCAUCUACAACCUGGCUGCCAGGCCUGGGGUGUCCUACCUGGUGCCCCUGCUUGGAAACUAUCUUAUUGGCAGUGGAUUGUUUGCCAUCACUAUGACUUCGGCUGUGUACAUUAUCGACCUGUCACCGCAACACGCUGUUGCGUCAAGCGCGUCGCUUGCACUUUUACGAUACCCCUCUGGAGCGUUGUUCCCCCUUUUAGAGCAUGCUUUUGAAUCUUUCACCAGCAACAGUAGCGCCAAGUGGCUCAUCACGGCGGCGUCUGUCUCCACCAUCCCACCUGUGGUUUGGCUCCACAACUCCACCGUUGCUCAGGCUGAGAGCUACGAGCUUGCCGACUACAAAAACAUCUCCGCUCAGAAGGCCGCAAAGGACCUCGAAGCCCGACGAGAAGAGAAAAAACUUUGGAAGAGAAGGUGGCUCGACGAGCAGGACGAUAUGAAGUUCUCACACAGCAUCCAGUUUAAUGCUGUCCCGGAUUGGAGCAGUCAUUACAUCGCCUAUAGCAACCUAAAGAAACUUAUCUACCAACUCGAGAAGACAGUCCACCAAACCUCCUCAGGUGACGCCGAAUCAAGACCUCUUAUCCGAAACGAAGAACCCGAAGAUGUGUUUAGCCGUGCGCUCGGUGUAGAAUUGGAGAAGAUUUGCUCCUUCUACGUGUCCAAGGAAGGCGAGCUCCUCGACGAAGUCAAUCAACUCUUGGGAGAUGUUGGCAACCACUCUUCAGAGGACGACGAAAACGAUGGCGAACCCAGACGUUCAUUCGGCAGCGCCUCUCGGCCGGGACUUUCGGUCAACGGCAGGAGAACUUCCGUCUCGAUCGAUGGCAACAUGGAGGAUAGUGACGAUGAUGAGGACGAUGACGAAACCACUGGCUUGACAAAGAGUCGCUCAAGCCUUGGCGGCGGCAGACGCAAGACUGCCCCGAAUCUGGGCCACUCGGUCACUGAUAUGACUGCUUCAACCGAUCUGACGCUGGGAAGAUCGCUGCGGCGGUACAGCACGGCGAACGACGAGAUGCCGGACCAGACCUUCCUCUACUCUUCGGGCAUCAUGCUCAAGAAGCGCAUCAUCAGCCUCUACGUCUCGCUCUGCGAGCUCAAGUCGUACGUGCAACUGAACCGGACGGGUUUCAGAAAGGUCUUGAAGAAAUUCGACAAGAUUCUCGACAAGGAGCUGCGGGUCAAGUACAUGAAUGCCAACAUCGACUCCGCAUACCCAUUCAAGCCGGAAAAUAUCAAGAGUAUCGAGGAGAACAUCUCCAAGAUGGAGAAGGCGUACGCCGAGAUUGUUACUCAGGGCGACGAGGGCCUUGCCAAGCGAGACCUGAGAUCUCACCUGCGCGAGCACGUUGUGUGGGAGCGUAACACUGUCUGGCGAGACAUGAUUGGUAUGGAGCGUCGCGCAGAGGCUGCCAGCUUGGGCAGAGGGCUUCUGGGAAGGGAUGGAGCGACGGGAUCCAGGCGGUUGCAGGGCGAUGAUGAGCUUGCCCCAAUCACCAAGGAGGUGGUUACCCCCGUGGGCCGUUUCGUUGUGCCGACGUGGGUUGCCAACACGCCUCUGCUUACUCUCCUAAUCGCUGUCGUCGUCUUCCUCCUUCUCCUUUUCCUCCCCAUCAUGGAGAAGCCCGAGCAACAGAACUGCUUGGCGUUGCUUGUGUUUGUCAGCAUCCUUUGGGCUACGGAGGCUAUACCGUUGUUCGUUACGUCGCUUAUGAUACCCUUCCUCUGCGUCGUUUUGACUGUCGUUCGCUCUGAAGAAAAGCCCUACAGGAGGCUUGAUGCCAAGGCCACCACGGCUUACAUCUUCUCGGCCAUGUGGACACCCGUCAUCAUGCUUCUGCUCGGUGGAUUCACCCUGGCCGCGGCUCUCUCCAAGUGCAAGAUUGACAAGCGGCUCGCGACUUUUGUCCUUAGCAAGGCCGGAACCACUCCACGCACUGUACUCAUUGCCAACAUGCUCGUGGCGGCAUUUGCCAGCAUGUUGAUCAGCAACGUCGCUGCGCCGGUACUUUGCUUCUCCAUCAUUGAGCCGAUGUUGCGAACCCUACCCUCAGAAUCAAACAUGUCCAAGGCUGUGAUCAUGGGAAUCGCGCUCGCCUCCAACAUCGGUGGUAUGCUCUCCCCUAUUGCCUCGCCGCAGAAUGUUGUCGCUAUUGGUAUCAUGAAGCCCGCGCCUACCUGGAUCCAGUGGUUCUUCAUUGUCAUUCCUGUCGGCAUCGUCUCGCUGCUCCUCAUCUGGAUCUUGCUAUUGAUCACGUUCCAACCGAGCAAGGGAACCACCAUUGCUCCGAUCCGCCCUGUGAAGGAAAAGUUCACAGGCAUCCAAUGGUUCGUCUCCAUCGUCACGCUCAUCACUAUCGGCUUGUGGUGCGGGAGCCACCAGAUGGAGUCCAUCUUUGGUGACAUGGGUGUCAUUGCCAUCAUUCCCAUCGUCCUCUUCUUUGGUAUUGGUAUCUUGACCAAGGAGGACUUCAACAACUUCCCGUGGACCAUCAUCAUCCUGGCUGCCGGAGGUUUGUCUCUGGGCAAAGCCGUCAAGUCAUCUGGUCUUCUGCACACUGUUGCUGGCGUCGUUACCAAGGAGGUCGAGGGUAUGAGUCUCUACGUCGUCCUUGUCGUCUUCUCGGCCCUUAUUCUCGUCAUCGCCACAUUCAUCAGCCACACAGUCGCAGCUUUGAUCAUUCUGCCGUUGGUGUUUGACGUUGGCUCCAACAUGGACGAACCCCACCCGAAUCUGUUGGUCAUGGGUGGCGUUUUGAUGUGCAGUGCCGCUAUGGGUUUGCCAACAAGUGGUUUCCCCAACAUGACUGCCAUUAUGAAGGAAGACCCUACUGGUCAGAGAUACCUCCAAGUGAAACAUUUCAUCAGCAGAGGUGUGCCCAGCAGUAUUCUCACAUUGGUCGUCGUCGUGUCCUUGGGAUAUGGCCUCAUGAGGGUCGCUGGGCUGGACUAA